AUGCUGUCAAAUAUUACCGGCGACAAAUUAACACUUCACUGGCUCGAUCACUCUAGGUCUCAAAGAAUCUUAUGGUUAUUGGAAUUACUAGGCUUGAAUUAUGAAUUGGAAACCUACUUUAGAGACAAGAAUUACAGAGCUCCAAAGGAAUUGAAAGAUGUCCAUCCGUCAGGGAAAUCCCCAAUUUUAGUUAUUGCUCCAGAAGAUGGGCUGGAAGAAAUUACGCUAGCUGAAAGUGGUAACAUUAUUCAAUAUGUUGUCGAAAAGUAUGAUACCAAAGGAAUCUUGACCCCUGAGAGUGACUAUUACAAAAGACAAGUCAAUUACUUUUUACACUAUUCGGAAGGUACAUUGCAACCUCUUUUGGUGAGUCUUUUAGUAAAUUUUGUUGCGAGAAGUGCUGCCCCUUUUGGUGCCAGGUAUUUAACGAAGCUUGUAACUAAGGGCAUCAAUGACGGAUACUACACUCCUGAGCUCAAGCAAAAUUUACAAUAUUUGGAUGAUUUGUUACAAAAGCAAGGAACCGAAUAUUUUGCGGGCAAUAAAAUAACAGCAGCUGAUAUAAUCUUAAGCUUUCCAAUUAGCGAAAAUCUCUUUUCUAACAAGGAUGCUCAUGAUAGAUUUGGUGGCGACUUGCUGAAAUAUACUUAUCUUUCUAAAUGGUCAGAGAAGAUCAAUAAUGAUCCAGUUUACAAAAAGAUCACCGAACAAAUGCGUUCGAAAUCUAAAAAGCCUAAAGAGACAUCCAAUCUCUAG
Molecule: messenger RNA, 756 nt
Organism: Priceomyces carsonii
Lineage: Eukaryota; Fungi; Ascomycota; Pichiomycetes; Serinales; Debaryomycetaceae
Product: glutathione S-transferase
Exons: 2
Coding region: 1-756 (251 amino acids)
Source: RefSeq, a predicted model, not a curated record